CAAAGCGUGAUUAUGAAACGACGUUCAUGUUUUUACUGAUAAAUAUGAUGUACAUAACGAGGAAAAAAAACACAAUAAGAACGUGUUAAGAUACAAAAGACACUAGUGGAAGUCGUCAUUAUAACUUAUCUGCUGCGAUCACUCAUGUCAGUUACAUUGUGAACGGUAAAAUAUCACUGGAUAUGAACAAUGCAGACAUAAUUUAUUUCGAUCUUUAUCGGUUAGAAAAAUGCACGAGGUAAGGGCCCAAACGACACCGUCCGGGAGACGCAGUCGUACACGACACCACAAACAUACCACACAGGCAUCAAAAUAAAUAGCUUUACCAAUAACUGCCAACGCCUUUAAAGAAUGAUGGAUGACGAGGAAGCAAUUGCCGUAGUUGGUGUAGGCUGUAGGUUUCCUGGAGCAGACACUGCUGAGGAAUUUUGGCGCGUGCUUGUUAAUUCUGAAAACCAUGUCAAAGAUAUCCCAAAAGACAGAUGGAACAAUGAGGCGUUUUUCAAUGAAGACAAAGAUGCGGUUGGGAAGAGCUAUGUUUCCAAAGCAGGUCUCCUUAAAGACCAUGAUAUGUGGGACAACAAGCUAUUUGGAGUAAGUGAUGUUGAAGCUGCAAGAAUCGACCCUCAGCAAAGAUAUGUUCUUGAAUGUGUCCACAUGGCUAUGGAGGAUGGGGGCUUCACAAGAGCCAAGAUGAGCGGUACAAAGACAGGAGUCUAUAUAGGUUGCAUGAACGACGAUUACAAGAUAAUGAGCUCACAGGACCCAUCAGGCACCACAAACUACAGCGCAACUGGUACGUCCACCACGGUUAUAUCGGCUAGAGUGUCUUACGUGUUCAACCUCCACGGGCCUUGUUUAACCGUAGAUACGGCCUGCUCUUCUGCAAUGAUGGCUAUUCACCUUGGAUGCCAGGCUAUAAGAUCAGGUGAUUGCUGUCAGGCAAUAUGCGGUGGAGUGAGCAGCAUUAUGUAUCCAGACAUGUUCAUACCAUUAAGUAAAGCCAGAAUGAUGUCAACUGUUGGCCGAUGCCAGACCUUCUGCGAUACAGCCGACGGAUAUGCCAGAGGAGAAGGAUGCGGUGUAGUUAUUCUCAAACCACUUAAACAGGCAUUACGUGAUUCUGACAAAGUAUGGGGAGUCAUAGUAACCGGUACAAACCAAGACGGUAGAGCAUCACAACCCAUGACUGCGCCAUCUGGAAACCAGCAGCAGGCUUUGCUUAAGCACGUUUACACCAAAUACGACAUCGAUCCAUCAACUGUUCAGUACAUAGAGGCUCACGGAACUGGAACACACAUAGGUGACCCUACGGAGACAAACGCACUAGGAUCGUUCUUUUCAAAAUUUCGAGGACAAAAACCAAACCCUCUUUUGAUAGGAUCAGUAAAAACAAAUAUUGGACACACUGAAUCUGCUGCAGGAGUAGCUGGUCUUAUCAAAGUACUCCUUAUGAUGAAGGAGGGGAAAUUUGUUCCAUCGCUUCAUAUUCAACGAGACAAAAAGAAUGUCAAUAAGGAAAUAGAUCUAGGGAAACACAAUAUUGACAUUCCAGUUGAAGUGUCUGAAUGGAAAGUGAAUGUAAAAGGACAACGGAUUGCCUGCAUCAAUUCAUUUGGUUUUGGGGGCUCGAAUUGUCAUGCUGUUGUCAAAAGUGCUGCAAAAUUGGAAAAUUAUGAAUUUAAUGAAGUCUUGAUUCCUUUAUUAUUUGGUAUAUCUGGAAUCGACAAAAAUUCACUUCAAAAUAAUUUGGUAAGUUUUAUCAAAAAUAUUUCUGAAAAGAAAGUAAAUCUUCCUGCCGCCUCAUACACUUCUCUUUUACGGAGGGACCAUUUCAAGUAUCGCACAAUAAUUGCAGGCUCAACAAUUGUGGAAGUUAAAAACAAUGCACGCGUUAAACUUACGAUGACCCCUAAAACACGGAAGUAUACAAACAACAAUAUUGUGUUUGUUUUUUCCGGAGUUGGAACGACAUGGCCGGGCAUGUGUUGCCAAUUCAUGACAAACCAAACAUUUAGAAAAACAAUAAAAGAAAUCGAUGAUUGCCUUCAACCUCUCACGGACUUAAUAUUGUCUGGCCUGUUCACAAGCCAAGAGACGAAAUACGACGACCCAUUUCUGAAUCACGUUGCAAUAUUUGCUGUUCAGGUUGCUCUUGCACGCGUGUGGAUUGGUUUUGAUGUAGAACCAAACGCCAUUAUUGGCCAGUCCGUUGGAGAAGUCGCAGCAGCUCACAUUUCUGGGCGCAUACCGCUUGCAGAAGCAGUGAGAAUCAUAGUUCAUCGAUCAAAGAUACUAGCUGAACACAUAGGUGGAUCAAUGAUGGUUGUCAAAGGAGUUAACUUGAAACGCGUGGAAUUGAUUUGCUCAGAACACAGCAAUACCAGUAUUGCUGUUUACAGUAGCCCCGUUGGUUGCACACUAUCGGGCGAGAGUUCAGAAAUUGAGUCCAUCAAGGAAACUCUACAAGAACACAGUGAAACAGAAGCUUUAAACACUGUUUUAAUUCGAAAACUUAAUGUAGCCUCAGCAUAUCACAGUCCUUUGGUUGAUUGUUGCAAGAAAGAAAUAACCGAUGCAAUUGGUAAAAUAGAACAUAUCAAUAAUUUCAAAUAUAAGAUUAUUUCAACAGUCACAGCAAAUGACGCAUCUGAUACAGAUUUCACAACAGGCGAGUACUGGGCGAAAAAUGUUCGAAAAUCUGUUUUGUUGUACCAAAGUGUAAAAAGAGCUGCAUCAAAUACAAAAUACAAUAUCUUUCUGGAAAUUGGACCAAAGCCGGUACUGAAAGCUCACCUUCCAGACAUUUUUGAGGACAGGGAGUUUAGUUGUCAACAGUCAAUGAAUUUGAACAAAGAAUUGCCAUGUAUGUUUGAUACGUUGUCGGAACUUUUCCAAAAUGGAGUUGAAAUAAAUUGGACGAAUUUGUUCGACGAAAAAAUGAUUCCUACUUCCAUACCAAAAUAUGUCUUUCAAAAAUCAAAAACACUGCAUUUGUCUGAAAAAAUAAAACACCAUUUAGCGGGUUUAAAACCAGACGAGAAUACUUCGCACAUGUUUAUAAAAUCAGUGUUGCAUGGUAAAGAAAGCGAAUUUGAAAUUUGUCUUUCAGUUUCAACCACAAACUUUGUUUUUGACCAUCGUAUGUCAGGUACGGUUUUGGUACCAGGUGCCACAUACAUCGAUGCUGCACUAUUUGUUGGAACUAAUGUUCUUGGUAAAAGUGUACAUAGUCUGUCAGUUUCAGUUGAAUUUGUCAACCCAGUAAUUUUACAACAAAACGAAGAGUCGUCCAUAGUCGUGUCAACAGAUAUCGAAAAGGGGACAGUUGCCCAUUUCCGAUGCCGAAACAAAACGGGUUUUGUUGUUGCAAAAGGAAAAGUAUUUCCACGACAGACGAUCGAGACGAAACAAGUGCAUAUUCAAGAACUUAAAAACAAAUGCCGAAAAGAGAAAGAUAAAGGCUCCGUCUAUAGUACACUUAGAGAUUUGCAGUUUGAAUAUGGGCCUUCACUUGCUAUGAUUGAACACUCUUGGUGUUCUGGUGCUGAAUGCAUUUCGGAAAUUUUCAUUCCUGACAGUAUUGCUAGCGAAAUACAAAAGACCAUUAUUCAUCCUGCAAUUGUUGAUGCAAUGUUUCAGACUUUUUCAAACUUCAUCGAUGAAAAACCUGACGUAGUGUUGCCAAAGGGAUGUGAAACAAUCACCUUAUUUGGACAAAUCGACCCAGAAGAGAGAACUUUAUAUGUGUAUGUAAAGUUAAUAAGUCAAACUGCCAAUGAGUUUCACUUCAAUCUGGUGUUAUUGAAUCCUACGGGAAUUGUUUUACUAGAGAUUUUAGAUUUCUACGCACACACACUAGAGAAAAGCAUCAAUGUCAAACAGACGUAUGUUGACCAAAAGAUGGCUGUUGAAAUUUCAAGGAAAACACAGCAGAGGCAAGUGAUUUUGUUUUCAACAAAGUCGCUUGUUCAUGAAACAUGGUUUUCGGAAUUUGUCGGAUUACAUAGGAUGUGUUGCAUAGAGGAUAUCGACACUGAACACGAAAAUAGGCUAAAAGCAGCCGCAACACUUUUCUAUUCAAAACAACCGGUACAGACACACGACAGCAUAUCUGCUUCUGCAGUUAAUGAAUGUCUUAGAUUCCGAGAGUUUCUAUGUUUGUAUCACAAGAAUGAUCUGAAAUGCCCGAUUUAUAUCAUAACUGAAAACACACAAGACCAUUUGAACAAAGCAAAAGCCUGUGUAACUGUCGAAGGAAGUUACCUUUGGGGUAUGAUACGAGCCUUACGUCAUGAGCAAGACCAUUUGGACCUUCGCUUGGUUGAUGUCGAUAAAAACAAUUUGAAUGUUGAAACGCUGUCAUCCAUUUUUUCCACAAGGGAUAUAACAAACGCAGAAUUGAUUGUAUCUGGAACGUCAGUGCACCAUGUAAACAUUUCGCGUGUGCAGCUCAACACUAUAGGCAGAAAAAGAGAUAUAACGAAGGAUUUUGAAUCAAGUGCUUCUCUUCUGUCGACAUGCCACAAAAAUGUCCAGAAACCGUUUAUAGCUGAUAGAAAGCUGUCGGGGUUACAAGAACAAAGCAAAACAAUGGCAGAGAUUGCAAUAACUUCGAUGUGUCUUCACCCGUUGACAACUUUUGUUCAAACUAUUGGAGUAGACAUUCAAGAAAUUUGGCCUGAUACAGAUUUAGAAAGCAACACUGUUAUAGCGUUGGAAGGCAGAGGGUUUUUAAAGGAUAGCCAUAAGCAGAAUAUCGAAAUGGGAUUUUUAUACCCAGUGCCUGUGCAAUAUCCAACUGUUCGCAUUCCAAAAGAAUGUACUUGGUCUUUGUCAAAAUGUUCUCCAAUACCUGGCGUAUUACUUAAUGCAGAACUGAUCAGGAAAAGUAUCCAAAACAUCCCAAACGGAUCGCACGUUCUUUUAAUCGGAAAUUCAACUAUGAAUGAGCAUAUAAUUAAACAGGUGUUUGAGCUAUUUGGUGCACCAAAAUCAUAUACAUUCUCAUUUGUUGAAAAGGACAAUAUCAAAAAGGAACAGUGCAAUCAGGUUGGUUUAACAAUUGUACCUUUAGUGAAGAUGUCUUCAAAUAACAUUGAUAGAUUAAUCAAGGUUUGCAGGAGUACAACAGGCAUCGUUGCCUUUUUAGGAAACGUGUCCAGCAAUCUCCAGGCGUAUAUUCAAAUGACAUACCCAACACUUACACUCGUGGUUAUUUCCCCUGCAGAAGUAUUCAAUCCGCAAAACUUGUGUAACAGUGUUCAACAAACUCUGGAACAAAUUUCAAGGAACGGCUUAGAAUCAAAUAAGGAAAUAGCAAGUUUGUUCCAAACAUCAGUCAUGCAAACAAUGAACAUAUAUUCAGACUCGAAUAUACACCACAAAGUUGACAGUUUAGGACUCUUUCGAAAGAGCGGUUGCUACAUUGUAGUUGGAGGGUUGACCGGGCUUGGCCGUCUACUGGUAAAAUAUAUUGCUGAAUUAGGAGCCGGCCAAAUUGCAAUAUUUUCUAGGCGCCAGCCAGAUGACGAACAAAAAAGUAAUCUCAAAGAUUUCGAAACACGAUUUUCUACUACGAUUCGUACAUUUCAAGUUGACGUAACCGAACUUUCGUCUAUAAAUUUGGCAAGGGAACGGUUAUGUGUUGCUUUAAAGGGUAUUCCAAUACGAGGUGUUUUUCAAGGUGCUGGUGUUCUCGCCGAUGGCCUUUAUGAAACCCAAACAGCAGAAACUUUUAUGAAAGUUUUAAAGCCGAAAUUAGAUGGGACGUGGAAUUUGCACUUGUGUUUUCAGGAUCUGCACCUGGAUUACUUUGUGAUGCAUUCAUCAGUGACAUCUUUGUUGGGUAACCGUGGACAGACAAACUAUGCGGCAGCCAAUAGUUUUCUUGACAGUAUGGCACUAUAUAGAAGAUCGCUUGGAAUGAGUGGUCAGGCAAUAAACUGGGGAGCAUUAGCAAUAGGAAUGGCAGAAGACGACAAGAUUGCCAAUAGAUUGCAACACCAAGGAAUAGGAAUUCUAUCCGAAGAGAGAACUAAGACAUAUUUUACAGAUGCACUUCUGAGCAAUGUUCCAAACAUUUGUUUUGCUGAUCUUAAAUGGGAUGUUUUAUCACGUUCCAGUGCAGUAAAAAAGCAAAAGAACAAGUUCAGUGGACUCUUCAGGAGCGGCAUGGCUGAAACUGAAAAAGGACAACAACAGAAGGAAAACAUCAACUUGCAUGAAUUGCAGGGACUAGCGAUUCAAGCAAAGAGGUCUGAUGUUCGAAAUAUAAUACUGACACUCAUUGGUAAACAGUUUAUAAUCGAUAUCAUAACACUUAAAGAUAAUCAAAACUUUGUUGAGCUCGGUAUUGACUCUUUGUCUGCAGUAGGGUUUGUAAAUGACCUGCGAACUGUGUUCAGUGUUCCAUAUCCUUUGGUUAAUUUGAUCUCCGGCACAACUACGAUCGGAACAGUUGUAGACUUUUACUGCGAGUGUUCAAAGAAAGCUGAAACAAAAAUCAAUAAUCACACUGAAAACGAUUUAGAAGAGUCAAAAAGGCAAGCUGCAGUCACUCAAAUACCCGAAUUAAUUGGCUAUUUCAGAUCAAACGUCGACCCUGGGCUGACAUACAUGACUGAUAUCGAAAUUAAAGGAAUGACAUUAACGCAUGCAGAUUUCAGGAGCUUUGUUGUACAUGUUUUGACUCGUUUCCGAGAACUACGAUGCCACAUCAAACACGAUGGUCUUGAAACUUUUGUUGUCACCGAAGAUGACGCAAAUGAUGUCUCCGAUAAAAUACCAAUUGAGAUAUUUCCUUUUAAAGAAAUGGUCGAAAAAUUCAACACAGCACAGGAUCAAAGAGGCACUGUUACGUUCGAUUUAGAAAAUCAGUACCCAAUAAAAUUUCAGAUUGGCGAAACAAACAGUUGUUUAUGCAUUCGUGUUUGUGUUCACAAAGCUGUGUCUGACAUGACGUCGAUUGUAUUGAUAUUCAAAGAAAUGAAAACAUUUUUCGAAUCUUCACUAAGGAACAAGCAAAAUAAUGCACACGUUCAUGAAGUUUAUCCUAGAAAAGCAAUUAACGAAGCUGUUCGAGAAAGGAGAAAGGAUGGUCUAAAAUACUGGAGACAAAGAAUAGCAUUUGCAUCACCAUGUUCUCUUGCAAAGCCAAUGAGUGAACCACAAGCCAACUUUUUCAAGUCUACCUCAAAAGCAUUAGGUCCCAACAUUUACAAUCAAAUUAUGGAGUUUUUGCGUGACUCGGAUGCAACCUUGUUCCAGCUAUUUGCUUCAGUAUACCAGUUAUUGUUAUCUGUUGAAACGGGACAACCAAAUGUGACAAUACUUACAGAUGUUAAUCUUCGAGCAGAAAUCCCAGCCAUUGCGGGUGAGGUAGUUAGAGGAAUAAAUGUUAUACCUCUUUCAGUACAACCCUCUAAACAAAUGACGUUUAAAGAGUUCCUUGGAGAAAACAAAAAACAAAUCUUAGCCGAUAUAGAGCAUGGAAGUUUUCCAUAUCUAGAUAUAGUAAACAUUUUGCAGCCUGAAAUUAAAGCCAACAUUGGUCGCCAUUAUCUCAUUAUGAAUGACAUGACCCAAUUUGACAUUCUCACUGGCGGUCCACAGGAUCAAUCAUAUACAAUAUCAAUAAAGAACUUUUGGAUUGCAAAGAUGAGUAAAGAAACUAUAUGCCAAGUGGAGUACAAUACAAAUACCAAGAACAUUACCAUUCACUUCCAUUACAAUGAGCUUAUUUGCGGAGCAGAAAGUGGCAGAAAUCUAGGAGAAAGGCUAUUUCAGAUAUUGCACCACGGAAUUAAUAAUGGGCAACAAACGAUAGAAGCGCUUUUCCACAAAGAAGCCCGUUCCAAAUAUAUAGGCAGACUGCAACAUCAUGAACCUUUAGAUACAUGUAUCCAUGAAAUGGCUACUGAGAUAAGCACAUUAGCUUCGCCAAAUAAUUACAGACUUUAUCCAUCACUGCCGCAGAAAAAGAAGAAUCUGCACACGUUGGAAAUAAUGAAUGGUUAUUUUCAAAAGCAAACAAAAGCUGGUUGGAGUCACCGUGUCUAUGUCACUUUGCUGGAGCAUCAAGACAACGACAAUGACGCUAAAUGGAUGACGAUUCAGUGGAGCAAAAAACCUGGAAGGCCAACCAAAUCGCUUUCAGUGUCCAAUUGCGAUUCUAUCUGCAUGUUGAAAUUGAACGGCCAACAUUCUAUAGUCGUGCAGACACCCGAGAGGCAACUGGUCAUACAUACCCCGGAUCACGAGGUGGCAAACCGGUGGAUGACGGUGUUUGAGAACAGUUCAUUUAUACCCAGUAUUGUAAAUGCAAAAAAUGAUUGACUCGUUUUGUUUUGGGAAACAAGCUAGGAAUAACACACAUCGAGGAAUGCCAUAGUAUAUGAACAUCAGUAAAUUUUAAGUGACCGAUAUGGUUUAACGUCCCCUCGACAACACUGUUAAAGGAGUUGUCGACGUUUUCAAAAUCUAUUAAAAUUGUAUGUUUUGUUGACAACGUUUUGAUCAUAUUUUACCUGUAAAUAGCAUUUACAUAAGGCAAAAAGGUAAUGAAAUGCCAGAUGAAUUGUGGAGUAAAAUAUAAUAACUCACUCGGUUUUAUAUACAUGUACAAGUAACUAAGUUUAAGUGGGACUGCUUUUUAUACAAACCAUUUGUUAUAAUAUGUUCAUGCAGACACAAUAUUCAGUUAAGAUCAUUUAGAUUACACACAAGCUUGAUCGAAUCCGUUAAGUCUGCCUAUGUUUGAGAUUAUAUUUAAAGGGACUAGACACCAGAUGGUCCCUAAAUCGGUAAAUACUGUGUUACCUGAAAACAUGCCUAUAAUUGUCAAUACUAGCUAGUUUGAGUCCAAUAAUCCAUCACGUUACAUUAAUAAAACAAUAUUUCGUCGCAGCUGAGUUUACCCGUUUAAAAAUAUCACAUAAUGGUUUCCCAGUAUAUAGUGAUUAUAUUUAGAAUGUGAAAGUCACGUGAUUAGUUCAGAUACAUAUACCGACGCUUUUUUAAAUUUACUUGUAUUUACGUGGUAGCAAACACAGUAAAAUUCGAAAUUGAAAAGUACGCAAACACUGGGAAAGACGCAUGUGUCGUAAGCGAUGUGAUACAUCAAUGCUUUGUAGACAACAAUAUAAUUGUUUGUAAAUUUUGACAAUGUUCUUGUUUUCUUGAAAAUGUAUCAUUUGGUGUCUAAUCCCUUUAAGACUUUUAAAUUCACAUAAAAUAAAAAAGAACAUUCUUUACAGUUAUAUAUACAUAUAUGUGAUGAAUGUAUUUAGAGUGUAUUUUUCUAAAAUUGUGAAUUCAUGUGUUUGGAAGUACUAUUUGUAAAUUGACGAUAUAUUUUGAUUUCAACCGAGGAACAAAUCCAACAUAUAUGACGUAUCUUUAUUCAGCUCAGCUUAUGCGAUGAAUAAUAAUACAUGUAUGUUUAAGAAACAAUUUUCAUGUUACACCUUAGCUGCGAAAUAAAAUGACGUGCAUCUUAAAAGCUCGUAUGAAAUGAGUCAAUCCUUGAUAAGCAUACAUAGUUUUUUUUUAUAUAUAGUAUGUAUGUAUUGGGCUGUUUAUAGUGUUUUGUGCUGUUCUUUUACUAUGUUUCUUGUUUGUGAUUUUUUGUGUGUGUUCUAUGUCUUUGGCGUUUACCCAGUGCCAUUAAACCGGGUUUAUGUUUAUACUUUUUGCUACUGAGCUUGUUUCUGUAGUUGUUCACAUAGGUAUUGGAAUUGUUUUCUUCUUUUGGCAGUUUGUAAUAUAAAUAAUACAUUGAAAACUAUAGAGACAAGCCUAGUAGUUGAAAAUAAACCCUUUUUAAGGGGCACAAGGCAAGGGUCCAAACGACAAUGAACUAUACACCCAAACAUAUUUUCACCAUAUACACAAAUACAAAUACACAGACAGACAACACACUAGAGUUCCCUGCACUAUGCGUUGUUUAAUUCUGUUAACUACUUUGUUUGCAUUUCGACUGUUUUUUAAUAUAAGAAUUAAAGAAAACAACACCUCAAGUAAUCAAUAAAACAAAGAAAAACAACGACUCCAGUGUUUCUGACGGCUAAUGCCCUUGGUACCCAAAUAUUGUAUUAUUUGAUGGUGCUCAAUAUUGGUAUGCAAUUAAUCUUAUAACUAUUGUACUGUCUAUGGUAAUAUAAAAAAAUGUGUAAACCGUUAAAGGCUACGAAUAUUACUAAUUCAAUACAAACAAAGGGAAGAUAUUGCUUCAAGUUACCUCCAAUAUAUUGAUCUACGUAAAUUUAAGGUCAAACUGCCAUUUUCCUUUGUUUCAAUAACGUAAUACUGGUAAAAGUAUAACACCAUAUUUAUGAAUCUCGCAAGUCAUAAAAAUAAAGUGUGCGGUAUGUUACGAUGUUACUCAAAGAAGCCAAGAAACAAACAUUAUUCAAAUUCUCAAAGGUAAUGACGAAAAUGACAAGUUCCUAUGAUAGUUGCUUAUAGAUCACAUCGUAAUUUUCCUUUCCUUUACUAUCAUAUACACUAUACUACCGUACUUUCUAUCUUGAACGCACCAAUGACAAUCUAUGUUUAACGAAUUUAAUUAAACGCGAAAUGGUAAGCAUGUUUAAGUUGCUGUUUUUUGCAAAUAUAUGGAGCUUUGUUAUCUUAAAUUGCAAGUAGUACUCACAAGAUGUCACUUAGCAAAGUAGGUGUCCUGAAUAUGAAAUGAAUUUUCAUGUUAUUAUGGUAAAUAUAUAAUGAUAAUGAACACGGGAAUAAUAAAUAAUAUUGUUUUCAUUGUAUUCUGGUAUAUUUUGAUUUUCUGUACUAUCAUCAUAUUCUUUAGAAUAUUUUAAAAUUGUAGCUAUUGUGUGAUGAUUUCUGUUCGUCGGUGAAAAGUUGAAAACAUAUCGUUAUUAUUGUGUUUGUUCAUAACGUUUAUUUAUUUUUUUAUUUUAUUUACUUAAUAGUCAUUGAGUCGUCAACACAUGUUUGCCAAAAGUAUUUUGUGUGUAUUUAGUGUCUAGGUUCAAGUUAUAUAUGUCAUAAUGUGUGAUUUGCCGAUGAGUAUCUUUUUAUAUGAUUGUGUGUAGUCGAAAAGGCGAGCAUAAAACAUUAGGACCUUU
Molecule: messenger RNA, 11093 nt
Organism: Mya arenaria
Lineage: Eukaryota; Metazoa; Mollusca; Bivalvia; Myida; Myidae
Product: phthioceranic/hydroxyphthioceranic acid synthase-like
Exons: 12
Coding region: 352-8337 (2661 amino acids)
Biological process (GO): fatty acid biosynthetic process
Molecular function (GO): 3-oxoacyl-[acyl-carrier-protein] synthase activity; fatty acid synthase activity
Source: RefSeq, a predicted model, not a curated record